Molecule: messenger RNA, 951 nt
Organism: Phaeoacremonium minimum UCRPA7
Lineage: Eukaryota; Fungi; Ascomycota; Sordariomycetes; Togniniales; Togniniaceae
Product: putative hmg box-containing protein
Exons: 1
Coding region: 1-951 (316 amino acids)
Cellular component (GO): nucleus
Source: RefSeq, a predicted model, not a curated record
AUGACCCCACAUAGACCGAGUACGGACACGUUCUGGAAUCAAGAGUUCGUGGAUGAGUGGAACGACGAGCAUUCGCCGAAAAAGACUCUCUGGCUCCCUGAGGUCAACAAGAGUCCGUUGAAGAAAUCUCCAAGCAAGAAAGCGAGCGCAGACAGAGCUGCACGGAAAGUAUUCGAAAGAGCAAAGCAUGUGUUGGCAGCGGAUUUUCUACAAGAACUAGACCAAAUCGUCACCAAUGGACAACUACAGAAGCUUGCAGAUUCCACGGGCGGAAUCAAGAUACAGUGGACUAACAAGUUGAACACCACCGCGGGCCGAGCCAACUGGAAACGGGAAACAAUCAAAACUAAACCAAGCACCGGGGACGAGGUAGUCACAAAGCACCGACACCAUGCGUCCAUCGAACUCGCCGAGAAGGUGAUUGAUGAUGAGCAUCGUUUACUAAAUGUCAUAGCACACGAGUUCUGUCAUCUUGCAAACUUCAUGAUCAGCGGUGUAACAGCCAACCCGCAUGGCAAGGAGUUCAAGGCGUGGGCAUCUAAAUGCUCUCGGUCGUUUGGCCAUCGCGGUAUCGAGGUCACUACGAAGCACACAUACGACAUCGAUUUCAAAUACAUCUGGGAGUGCGCGGAUUGCAGCAUGGAAUUCAAACGGCAUUCAAAGAGUAUCAACCCGGAGCGUCAUCGAUGUGGCUGCUGCAAAGGCGAGCUGAAACAAACAAAACCUGUCCCUCGGGCGACCGCAAAGGCGUCCGAGUACCAAAACUUCAUGCGAGCGCAGAUGAAGAUCGUGAAAGAGCAGAAUCCCACAAGCCCUCAGAAGGAUAUCCUGAGGAUUGUGGCUGACAAAUGGUCGCGCAAGGACAAAUUGCAUAUCGAUAAUGACCAGGAUGCGAAGAUCAACAGUGUUGCAGAUGUGCUAGAUCAACUAACCCUAGAAGACAAGCACUGA